This is a messenger RNA of Cylicocyclus nassatus, 372 nucleotides long. The record is from the annotation of a GenBank genome assembly. NCBI's taxonomy places the organism in Eukaryota, Metazoa, Nematoda, Chromadorea, Rhabditida, Strongylidae.
AUGCCACCAAAGCCAUCAGCCAAGGGAGCCAAGAAGGCCGCGAAGACGCAGAAGGCGAGCCGCAGCGGAGAUAAGAAGAAGAGGAGCCGACGCAAGGAGAGCUACUCGGUCUACAUCUACCGCGUGCUCAAGCAGGUGCACCCGGACACCGGCGUGUCGUCGAAGGCGAUGUCGAUCAUGAACUCGUUCGUCAACGACGUCUUCGAACGCAUCGCUGUCGAAGCGUCGAAGCUCGCCCACUACAACAAGCGCUCGACGAUCUCGUCCCGCGAAAUCCAGACCGCCGUCCGCCUGAUCCUCCCCGGCGAGCUCGCCAAGCACGCCGUCUCCGAGGGCACCAAGGCCGUCACCAAGUACACCUCAAGCAAGUAA